AUGGAUAUGGCAUCGCUCCCCACCGGAAUAGGCUCGCCGGCCAACCGCCGCCGUCGAGCUCUCGUGGAGGAUCCCGUUGCUAAGCAUGGCCCGUUUUUUUUGUCCCUGCCGGAGGUCGCCGCGGCCGAAACGGUGAUGAGCGGCGCCGCCGCGCUGUGGAGCUCCGCCGCCCGCUGCCGCCAGGCCGAGCCCCUCCCCGCACCGCCCGCCACGGCCGAGCCCCUCCCCGCACCGCCCGCCACGGCCGCGCCCGCGACGCCCGCCACGGCCGAGCCCCCCGCGCCGCCCGCCCACCACGGCCGCGCCCCGCGCCGCCCUCGCCCGCCCGAGCCGAGCCCCACGACGCCCGCCCGGUGCCUCGCCUCGCCGCGCGCCGCCCGUCCCUCGCCUCGCCGCCCUCGCCGCGCGCCACCCCGUCCCUCGCAAGGCCGCACCGCCGAGCGCCGCCCCACCACGCCCCGCGCCUCGCCUCGCGCGCCCGGGGCCGCGCCUCGCUACGGACGCCGGCGCUGCAGCUGCAGCCGGCCGAGGCGGGGGCGCGGGGAGGGCGAGGGAGCUCGCAUGCCGCACCUCGACGGCCGCGCCCGCGCCGCCAUCGCCUCGGUCGCCGCCCCACGCCGCCCCGCUCGGUCGCCGACUCGCGCCGCACCCGCUCGUACGCUGCUCGAUGUCGAGGUCCUGGAGCGCGGCGCGCGCGGUGGGUGCUGGAACGAGGCGCGCACGGUGGCCUUAUCCGGCUUGGCGGUGGCGCCCUUGCCCCGCCUUGGCGGCGGCGGCCGCCUUGUCCGGCCUUGGGGACCUUCAUGGGCUCGUCCCCUUCGUCAUCGUCGGAGGAGGACACGAGCUCGGCGGAGAGCUUGGGCUUGGGACGCGGGGAAGGAGGGCGGCCGCUCACCGGAGUGGCGUGCCGAGCGCGGCCUCCGGCGUGGCGUGGCGCGGCGACCUCCGGCGUGGCGUGCCGAGCGCGGCCUCCGGCGUGGUAACUAG
Messenger RNA from Lolium perenne, 987 nucleotides. Lineage: Eukaryota; Viridiplantae; Streptophyta; Magnoliopsida; Poales; Poaceae. The record is from RefSeq and is a predicted model, not a curated record.